AAACGGUUUCGAUUUUCACUCGAACAAAUUUCACAAAACAAGUUCUUUGACUCAUAGAAUGGCUUUGAAUAUUCAAAGCAAUUCGAAUGAUCAAGUGUUUUUCGCUUUGGAAAAUAGACGCAUUUCAUUUAAGCGUAAUCUCUAUUUAAGAAAAAGUUGAAAUAGUUAUUGUUUCCAUCGGUUGUGGCUUUUAUCAGACUUCCGACAUCCAAGUAUGUAAGGAAUUUAUAAAAAAAUACGUCGUCACACGGCUAGAAAUUUGCGACACACAAUUGUGAUGCCAACCAAAAAUAGACACUCUUCAUUACAAGUGUAAUAAAUAUUGGGAACGCGUGCGAACGUAUUUUCUAUUUUUUUCCGCAAACACCAAACUGAAGUGGGUUUGUUUCAAUUUUUUCUGAAAAAUUUCCGUGUUAAUUUCAUUAAAUUUCAACAGUGUUAUAAGAGUAUAUAUCUAUUUCCCUUUGUUUGAAAUCGCGUAAUUUUAAUCGACCAAUGCAACUGGUUGCUGUAUUUCAUUCGAUGGUCUUUUACGGAUGAAAUGAAUCGUGUGUUUACUUCAUGCUCAAGUAUUACGAAAUGUGCACACACCAAAACGGUAAUAAUCGAUUCGAGUUUGGAUUCAAAGAUUUAGUUUGAAACGCGAUAUCAACAGAAUUUAUUUCUUGAUCGAUUUUGUUUUGGCAACACUCCAAGAAAAAAAAACGAUGGAAUAAAAUUAAAAUAUAUAAAAGCAUAAAAUGAAGCGCCCAAAUCAGCGAUAAUUCAUCGAAUGUUACACAAUUUUGUCUAGUUUGUAUGUUUUUAUGGUUGGUGUUUACUACGCACUUAUUACGAUGCGUAUGCUAAGCAUAUAACAAGUGAGAGCGCGAUAGAUUUGUAAACAACGACCGCAACGGCUGCAACUUGUCGCUAGACAAGGCACACAUUACCAAAAUCAUAGAAAAAAAACUUAAAAUACGAAAACGAUAGCUUUGUGUGAAAUUUAUGAGUCAGCUCGGCGACAACUAAUAUCUUUAAAAAAAGCAUCGGAAUGUUAUUUCUACAAAAAAAGUAAUCGAGAAAUUAGUGUAAGCCCAACGUAAUGAUAUAAAACAACAUCACAGCGACAUAAAAAUGCAAAUAAAACGCCGUAUGAGCAAAUAGAAUGAAUAAAAAAAGGCAAGAAUAAAUGUACAUAAUGCAUGUGAAAUACACAAAAUUGUAAAAUCAGUCUGUGAAUGAGUGAAUGAAAGAAAGAAGAAGAAAAAAAAACACUCACGCGUUCGAUUGUAGUGAAUCGAAGACAGAAAGCAAAAGAAAUAAACAAUAAACAUUAGCAGCAACGCAUGUCUUCGAGUUAUGUUUUUUUCUCAUGUAUUUUUUAUUCUACUUUGCGAGUAAGAAAGACACUGUGAAGUUAUGAUGUCAAGAAUUUCUGGAAAUCAAACAAAUAAUAGCGAACAGCCGAAUGCAAGCGUAUCGGGCGUUUAUGCGACAGCCACUGAUUUAGCGUCGGCAGCAGCGUUGAAUAAGCAACGAAAGAAACGUAAAAAGAAAAAAGAUAAAAUAUCGUUGACGAAUGAGGCGGUGAAUUGUAGCUGUGGCAAACGCAUCGAAAGCAGUUGUAAUUCCGUCAGUACGUGUUCGAAUUGUGUGCCGACUGCAUGUGUUUACUGUCAUUUCAACGAUUUAGCCUAUUGCGAAAACUAUUUUGCCGAGCAUUCGUCACGUUUUCAAGGCAAUCUUUAUGAUUCGAACAUAAAAAAUAACACUGCAACAAAUUUUUGGCCACAUAAAACCGAAACUAAUGACAUUCAACGCGAUAUUGUAAAAGUUGCUCCCUCCGAUAAAAGUAAUCAUUUCAUGCGACAACAACGAAGUGCUAUUGGUUUAAAUCGACGAGCCGAACAACUACAACGUUUUGCUGUCUACGAAAAUUUGUGCGAAUUUUGUGGUUUUGCUAUCGGCAACGGCGCCUACCAUUUGCAUUGUGAUGCCAACAAACGACACAGUCAAAAGACCGAACAAGAAAAACAACAAUCCGAAAACAUUUAUGAAAACAUUUGUGAAUCGUGUCAUUCAUUAUUCGAUGGUGUACAAUGUAUGAGUGAAACUUGCAAACGCAACCAAAAUUCAGCUGUUCCAAUAACUGGUGAAAUUAUCGAUGUAUUAGUAAAAAAACCACCGAUUGCUAAUCGACAUCAAUUUGGCAAGCAAUUUAGUGAAUUUUUGGGAAGUUUUAAACAAAAACUAACACCAAAAACAAGUGAGACCGAGAGAAAAAAACCAAAAAUUGAAAUUAUCCAUAACAUUGACGACGUUUACAAAACAAACAAAACAUUUGAUUUGAAUGAGAUUGUUCAGUUGAAAAAUCAGUCGUUGUGCGACGAACAAAGCAAAAAAACGUGCAGUGAAUUAAUAAAUAGUAACAAUGAAAUAGUUACCGAUGUACCGUCGAAGCCAAUUCGUCUGUAUCGAACAUCGAACAGUGAUUCAAAUUUCUUCGAAAAUUAUCGUCUGUCGCCACCCCACUUCCAAUCUCCGUAUUCGGAGUCAAUAGUCAGUGAUACGAUAUUAUAUAGUAAUUCGUAUGCGCCACCAACAUAUGAAGACGCCAUCCAGCACAGUAAAUAUGCGAGUGUAAGCCCAUUCAAACUAAGGGCUCGGAUAAAACCAAGAGAAUACGAUUCAACAUCGGCGUCAUCUUUCUUCUCAUUCAAUUCAUCAUCCAUCACAACGCUACAAUCCCAUUCAUUGGCAACCGAACGAAAGUCUCCGACGAUUCUUUCAGUGUUAUUUGACAGCGACGACUCUGUCAGACAAUGGAUGUUAUCGCUUAAACAACAAACGCAUGAUUAUACCAAUGAAAGUAGACAAUUUGAGUGUGGCUCAAUUAAAUGUUUACCAUCUAAAAUGCUCACUGAAACCGCAACUAAAUUGAAAUGGUCAAUUGAACACGGCAAAAAUAUGAAUAGUUCAAAUGCAAACAUUGAUAAUCAAACAAAUUUACUGCAGCGUAUUGAAUUGUUUAAAGAGAAUUUAAUGGAGCACAACAUGCAUUCAAAACGGAACGCUAUUUACAUUAAAGAUUCAAUGUGUGAUGUAUCGAUGGAUGCAACUUUGUCAACACCACCACCGGAUACUAUUUUACCGGAUAUUGAAAUGACGAACGCUCAACAAUCAAGCCUUUUACCAUAUUAUGAACAUAAUAGCACCGAAAAUAGUGAUGAAAACGUGAGUGUGCGUCAAAAAAGUCAACUAGCGCUCAUAGCUGAUGAAACUCAUGAACAACAUAUCAAUCACAAUGUUGCGCUUGAUAUAACAUCACAAUAUUUACAAAUGCUAAAAGCAUUCUAUAUGGAACAAGUCACAUUGUCGACCAGUUUAAAUCGUAUAACGCUCGUGUGCGGCGACAGACGUAUUCAUUUCUUGCUAAAAUUUCUUAUGAGUCAAUCGCAAAGUUCAUUGCAGUGUUCAAAUAAAUUAGUGCAACCGACUAGAUAUACAAAUUUUCAAAAAGUCAUCGAGCAAAUCCAUAAAAUGGGUGUCAAAAAACAAUUAGGUGAAUAUGAUAAAGGUAAAGCGAUAUCACAGAGUGGUAAUCAUUUGGAAAGAGGUAGCAAAAAAUGUCGCUUAAAGAUACCGAAUGCCUUUUUAAUGAGGUCAUCGAACUUGGCAUUAAGAACACCGUUUAGGCUGCGUCACAAAAGAUCAAUCGACGAUUUCGCAAAACGAAAGCACGGAAUAUUUUAUGUGGAUACGGAAAAAGUGAAAACAUUUGAUGAUUUUAGUAAGCCCGGUACCAAAGAUUCUGCAAAAAAAUCGUUGAACGAUUUCACAUGUAAAAAAACCGAUUAUUCAUCCGUUGUAACGGACACUAGUUAUGACAAAGACAUGCCGAAUAGUGUAGGAAGUGAAAUGAAGAGAAAAGACGAUGUUCAAACAAAUGAAGAAAACAUUUAUCAAUCGAUUUGGAUGUUUAAAACGAUCGGUACAGCUAAUGAUACAACUUUUAACGGGGAUUCGCUGAAUAAUCUUGAUGCGUGUAAAAACGAAAGUGAUGAAACUACAAUACACGAUGGUAGCGACUGGGAAAUCGCACAAGAGGAGUUCCUUUUCUCCAGUCAACGCAUCGAUAAUAUUCGUCAUGCAAAUGACACGCAACCGAUUAGUCAUACAGCAGAUUCCGAAGCACAGCAGCCGAAAUUGUACGCAACAACUCCGAAUUAUUCGAAUGGAAAACCAUUUUAUCAAGCAAUCUGCGUAUUAUACAAUACGUCAAAUCCGAGAUGGAAUGAAAUCAUUUAUGAUUAUAAUGGCAAUUCAACGAAAUUCUGUGGAAGUAUGGUGAAAAAUAAAACUGAAAAUGAAUCUGCAAGUGAUCGUAAUGAAAUACGCGAAAAUGCGUCAAACGAUGUAAUAAAAAUUGAAAAUCAAUCGAACAAACCAAAUAUGUGUAACGAUCAAAGAGUUACAAUGAAUUUGGACAGUGUAAAUGCGUGGAAAAAAUUACUACGAACAGUAGACUAUAAUGAUGAUGAAGAAGAUGUGAUUCUGUCCGAGUCGUAUUUGCUUAAUCAGAAGUCCGCGGAGUAUAACAAUCAGAACAACGACAAUCUUCAAAGUGCUCAAUCUGAUGAUUCGAUAUCCGAUACAACGAAAAAUUCUAUUCAAAGUGACAAAACUGAAGAAACUGAUCUAUCCUCGGACUUAUCGAUAAACUCCAAUUCACCUCCAACAACAUCGAUCGAAAGCAAAAAUAAAAAGGAAUCUGGUUUCUUGAAUAAAUUGCAAUACAGACGCUUCGAUAUAGGAAAAUGUAAUUCGAAAAAAGAUGAUGUAGUUCAAGGUCUUUUUUAUAAGAAUUUAAAUGGAAAAACACAAUCAGAAUCAUCACCACCAAUGGAAAUCAAAAGGUUGAAUCAAACUGGAACUCUUGUGUUCGGUGUAACAUUGGAAGAAGUUGAAAAGGAUGAUAAAUUGUCGGAUAUUCCAAAAUUUGUCGUGGAAUGCAUUAAAGUGAUUGAAAUGGAGGAAAAUAUGAGAACGAAUGGCAUUUAUCGCGCGUCUGGUAAAAAAGACAGCAUUGAUAAACUGAGAAAAAGGAUGAAUGAAUCCAAACUUAGAAAGGGCACAAAGUAUGUAUCUUUGAAAGAUGAAGACGUUCAUACAAUAACUGGAGCAUUGAAACAAUUCUUUCGCGAACUCAAAACUGAACUAAUACCAGAAAACAUAGUGAAGAAUUUACCCGACGAUUUAGAAAGUGAAACAAGUAUAGUGGAAAUUCGAAACGGUAUCAGCACAAUCGAUUACUUAUCGCGGGAAACGCUGAAGUACCUGCUGCAACAUCUUAUACGCGUUGACGCAAAUAAAGAGUUCAAUUUAAUGAAUGCGUCGAACUUGUCAAUCGUUUGGGGUGCAGCGCUGUUCACAUCUUCCGUCAGUUUUACCAAUGCCUUUGAAACAAGCGAUUUACUCCGACGAAACACAUUAAUGUUUCUUCUCAUUCAACAUUACGACGAAAUUUUCAUUGACAUCGACAGACUUAUUUAAAAAAAAUCUUCACCAUUCCGCGAUAAACAAAAAAAAAAAUCGUUACGAAUCACACGCAUGAACCUAACGCUAAUAACCAAACACAAAAUAUAACCAAUUGCAUUAUAUUUAUUUAACAUUCAAACUACUUUUUGUGAUAUUUUACGAUGUCGAAAUGUUGAAAUUGUUAAUCAUAUUAGAAAUUCAUAAAAUCAUUUGACCCUAGCCUCAUAGUUCAUCAUUUAUAAUAUUAUGCAAUAACAUUGCAUUUGUAGAGACAAUAUUUUCUUAUUUGGACAUAAACAUAUUUUUGAUGGAAAAUG
Contarinia nasturtii (swede midge) is the source of this 5837-nucleotide messenger RNA. RefSeq lists its product as uncharacterized. NCBI's taxonomy places the organism in Eukaryota, Metazoa, Arthropoda, Insecta, Diptera, Cecidomyiidae. Gene Ontology annotation, cellular component: cytoplasm. Bases 1402 to 5535 code for a protein of 1377 amino acids. Gene Ontology annotation, biological process: regulation of GTPase activity; signal transduction. The record is from RefSeq and is a predicted model, not a curated record. Gene Ontology annotation, molecular function: heme binding; electron transfer activity. The transcript has 7 exons.